This is a messenger RNA of Magallana angulata, 6198 nucleotides long. RefSeq lists its product as uncharacterized. The record is from RefSeq and is a predicted model, not a curated record. The transcript is spliced from 18 exons. Lineage: Eukaryota; Metazoa; Mollusca; Bivalvia; Ostreida; Ostreidae. Bases 164 to 4333 code for a protein of 1389 amino acids.
AUUGACUUUAACAAGACUACCGUUGAAUUUGUUGGACUAAAAGGAUUCCGAGAGGACAGCUUAGGAAAAGGACCCCUCGAUUACUAUAGCAGUAUGAAAAGACGUAUUCAGGUUGAUCACCAACUAAUAUAAACUGAUGUAGAGUCGUACGCUAAUUCUACAGAUGGCUGCUUUUAUAAUUGUUCUGUUAUUGAUGCACUGCAGUUGGCAUUUCUGCGAUUGUUGUCCCACUGAUGAAACAAAACAUCCCAUGUUUUUGAUGUCAAUUGAUUCAUUUGGCGGAAUUAUCCUACCAAAUAUCAAUAGUUCAGAUACAUGUAUCUGUGACAAUACCGGCUGUAACAAUACCUGCUGUCAAAAUGAUAGAGUGUACUGGACCUACUCUAAUAAAGACGUGUAUGGAAUGCAAGGAAAUGGCACGCUCGGAGAAAUGUUCAACGUUUUGAGAGACGAUUACCUAGGAAAAGAAUAUGUUGCUUCGGUGUAUCUAGAUGUGUCUGGUCAGAGUUUUUUGGGGGUAGGCAAUCCUAACUCUAACGCGGUCACAGUGGACAUUAUUCUACCACAAGUAAACCAAAACUCUCUCGUAAAAUGCGAAAACGAAUCUGUCACACUGAAUCUUCAGCCGUUCGAAGCCAGAACCUUGAGUUUUAAUUGCGAUAUCACCGGAGCUCACAUCACAGGAUCUGACAAUAUCAUAGUCUAUGUGGCAACGUUCUCAUUAAUUGCACCAAACUCUGCUUCAAAUCUUCAAUUUAUGAUUGAACAACUAAUUCCAAUCAACCAGUGGGGGACGUUUUAUGCAGUUGUGCCUUACGGCCAAAACGCAUACGGAGAUGUAAUCUCUGUCGUUACAUCACAGCCGGAUACAUUUGUCCAUAUUCUGGGAUACGACUUUAUAACUGUCUCAAACAAAUAUGAGAGCAUUCGAAGACGAAUAGAUGGUAAAAGGCCGAUAACUGUCAGGUCUUCUAAACCAGUUGGUGUGACACAGUUCUCAUUAAACAUGAAUGGCAAAAAUGCGAUGAGCAUCUGCAUUUCAGUUACCACAGACACUAACAGGGAAGCUCUCACUACUGGUGGACCAUUCUUUUAUAAUUAUCUAAGAUAUGCCUUAAGCGAAAACGUUACAGAGGAUAAUCUUCCUCUUUCACGAUUCGUCGCAAACAGACAGGAUAACUUUCCGACAUCUGAUAUAUUUGGCUGUAGUGUGUACAGAGAAAAUACACUCUAUUUUGGUGGAACCUUUUGUGGGUAUUUACAGAACACUGCAAACAGCAGCAACCGCGAUUGGCCAAGGAUGGAUCCGGGAGACGGUAAAGAUAACGAUGGAGAUGGCAGUAUAGACGAAGACGACUGUUACAGCAAUUUUGAACCGAACGCACACGUCCAGGACUGCCGCAAAGAAGGCGGCGCUGGUUCAGCAAUGGAAUAUUUCAUUAUACCAGUAAAUACUUUGGCAGAGACAGUCACUGCAGUAUGCUGUCGGUCUAUGUCAACGUCGCUGAAUACAAUUUUAUGCGUGAAUAAGUCAGCCAACACAGAUACUUGGGAAGCUGAAAUCGAUAAAACCAAUGUUUUUCAUUUUAAACAUGUAAGCAUAAACAAUCCGUUGAUAAUACAAAGUACUUCUUCAAGCAAGUUACAUUUGAUGUGUAAUUAUGUAUGUGUAUCGAAUUACGUUGACUGCUCGAACUCGUUUUAUGUUCCUCCUGUUAAUAUGUUGGGUUCAAGAUACAUAGCCAGUGUACCCCCGUGUCCUGACGGAUCCUCAACCUGCGAGAGCAAAUGCUCUAUCGCUCAAGUAUUCAACAAUACUUUGUUUGGCUAUGCAAAGAACCUUGCUCCUAGUAAUAUCCGAUUGUUGAACAACGAGAUCAUUACCGAGUCUAUAAAAAAUGGAAACUUCAUUGAAUCGGAAUAUCCUAUAGCAGUACUAUGUCAUUCCAUGAUAGCUGAUAACUCCAACAGCUAUCUAGUACAAUUUUUACUUCCUCUUGACAUAGCUGGUUCCACUUACAAUUUAUUGAAGACAGACUAUCUCGUUGAUGAAAAGCUGUAUGUAUGGGCAACAGAUAGCUACACUUUUGUUAACUUUAUUGAAUAUGAUGCAUCAACCUUAACGAAUGUCUCUCAGCAUAUGUUGAUCCAAUAUGCAGGCGACAACAUCAUGAUCGACUUAUCUUCGGAUGAAAACGGUGCUCUCUACUCAAUAACAACCGACAAACCCGUUAAUGUUAUCGCCCAUGUUAAGCGAAAUUCAUCUUAUCAAUUUGGUCAGAGUACUCCGUACAAUUGGCAUGGCUACAACAUUGUUCCCGUACCCUCUUCGUCCAAUGUUGACCCUCCAACAGACGGGACUGUAACAAAGCAAAUUGUGUCGGGGAUCACCUACCAUCAUAUUUCAAACUAUGGAUGGCCCCACCGUUCGAAUUUUAUAAAAGAAGACAGAAAUAAGCCUGUUCUGAACCCAAACCAAGAACCCGGUGAUGGCAUAGAUAACGACAAGGAUGGUCUAGUUGAUGAAGAGUACUGUGGGUUCCUGUCAGAAGAAUAUCCCGUAGAAUGGAACACCUUACACGAUAUUGACCUCGACGGAUCUUACAAUGAAGAUUGCAUGGGAUGUGGAGGUGGUCAGAAGCUCGAACCCAUGCUGUUCUGUACUCUUUGUGACCUAGGGACAUUCAGGACAAACCAGUCAAAAAUAGAUAAAUGCAUACCUUGUGGAGAGAAUUUGACGACAUUUGAAAAUGGAUCCGUCUCCCAAGACCAGUGUGUCGCACAAUGCGAAGAAGGCAUGGAACUUAACAAUGGUACACUGUUGUGUGAGCCAUGUCAAAUUGGAUUCUAUAAAAAUGUCUCGGCAAACGACAGCAUGUUUGACAUCAAUGAGAGGUUUUGGUGCUUGCCCUGCCCGGAUGGUCUCACAACUUAUGAUUUUGGAACGAUUCACAACUACCAAUGCAUUGACCACUGCAUAGAAGGCAUGUUUUGGAAUGGCACAGUGUGUACGGAAUGCCCAAUAGGGUUCUAUAAAGAGACAUCUAGUGUUAACCAGAGUCUUUCAUAUGAUCUGAGGUGGAAUUGCACAGAAUGUGACCCUGGGAUGACAACGUACGGCAUAGGAAGUGAGCAAUGUAUUGCGCUUUGCACAGAAGGUAUGGAACUAAACAAUGUGUCAAUGGUAUGUGAACCUUGUGAGCUUGGAUACUACAAAGGUGUCCCUGCCAAUGACACCAGGUUCAGUGUGGGUGAGAGGUUUUGGUGCUUGAAGUGUCCCUUUAAUAGGACCACCCGUGCUGUAGGGACUAAAGAUAUUGCAGGAUGCAUCGAAGACUGUCCGGUUGGGAAAGAGUUGAACAGUUCUAAUGGACAGUGUUACCCCUGUUCUGUUGGGUUUUAUAAAGACGUUGCUAGUACCGAUCUGACAUACCUCAUGAGGAAACGUUGGCAUUGUACCCCGUGCCCUUCGAAUAAAACAACAACGCAUAUUGGAACCGUGGAAGAAACCGACUGUAGAGACCACUGCAUAGAAGGCAUGUUUUGGAAUGACACAAUGUGUACGGAAUGCCCAAUAGGGUUCUAUAAAGAGACAUCUAGUGUUAACCAGAGUCUUUCGUAUGAUCUGAGGUGGAAUUGCACAGAAUGUGACCCUGGGAUGACAACGUACGGCAUAGGAAGUGUGGAAUGUAUUGCUCACUGUGGCAUAGGUCAACAUUUAAAGAACGGAGCAUGUGUCCCAUGUGAUAUAGGCUUCUAUAAAAACACAUCCAGUGAAGACGUUUGGCUCACAGAAAUACAGAGAUGGAACUGCUCACAAUGUCCCACUGGACUUACGACAAAUUCAACAGGGGCCCAUACAUGCCUCCCGCUUUGUCCUCUGGGAAAGGAAUAUAUGUAUUCAUCCGGAAAAUGCGAACUCUGUAGGGUAGGGUUUUACAAGAAUAUAAGUGGGAGCCACAUAGAGUGCUUCCAAUGUCCUGUAAAUUUCACAACCAGACAUGAAGGAGCUGUUGGUUUUCAGGAUUGUAAACUAGCUAAUUGCCAAUGUCCAUGUGAUAGAGUAAAUGAAGUGAAGAAUUAUACGAGUGAGGAACUGUCCAAAAUCAUCGAAGAAAUGAAAAACCAGCUAAGUGUUAACAAAGCUCAUCUUUCUGCCACUCUCCGGAAGAAAAUAAGCGUAAUGGAUCAGCGCCCCUCAGCCAAGUCCAUAGGCUAUGUUGGAGCGAUACUCAUAGCUUUAGUCUUCGGUCUGCUUCUAGGAUUUGACAUUGUCAUUUUAAGGCAACAUAUACCCAUGUUCUUUCGAAAUCUAAGAAGUUUGUUUUGUUAAAAACAUAGGGGGUGUAUACUGCUUGUAAUGUUGAAAAUAACGAUGUCUUUAAGAAGAUCAGUUCUGUAUAAAUAAUAAAUAUACCGUAAAUCGAGGUUUUAGCGUGUCACAAAAUUUUCGAAAAUGUGGAGAAUGUGUAACUUUAUCAGUCAAUUUUUGCAAAUUAAAAAUUCUCUAAUAGCAAAUAAUCACGGAUAUAAGUUUGGCGUAUUGGAUAUUUUGCAAAAAUAACCGGAUAUACGGUAUAGGGAAACAUCAAAAUUAUAAGGCAAAAAUAUGUAUUAAAUUUUAAGUAAAUGUUAACGUAUCAUUUUAUACUUUAUCAUUUGAUGUAUUACAAAUAUCACUAAAACGUAGAUGGGAGUUUGUUGAGUAUUCCAGCUCCUUAACGUGGCUCAUAACACCUUGAGAUAGUCUUUCAAACAAGUAGAAAAUUACUUAUUUAUGAUAGAUAACAUGAUGCUUAAGAGAUAUAUUUAUUUUUGCAAAUAGGUGCAAAGAUGUGCAAUUUUGGAAUCAAUAGGUGGGAUUUUCACAGAAUUAAUUCGGCAACUAGAAUUAAAAGCCCCAGACAGAUUCGAUCUGUCGAAUCUGAUCUGCAGUUUAAAAGCCUGAUAGUCAAGCGACCACUGAGCUAUAAUGAUAUUCAACCACAUUGACUAAAACAAACAAUUUAAUAGUCAUUUGUCUUAAAAUAUCUCUUGAUAAAGUGAGGUAUCUGAGCUCUUUACAAAUCAUCAACAGAGAUGUGUAUACUUAGUAUCUCAAUUCAUUAAUUCCAAAAUGGUUUUAAAUGAUGUGACAGUGCUUAUUUUGAUAAUCGAAUUGUUUUAGAGUAUCACAAAUAUUGAAAACAGAAAGUGAGAUGUAAAAUUACUAUGUCCUAUUUGUUAAUGUCUUUAGUAGCUGCGUCAACCUAUAUAGUCGCAUUUCAUUUGUUAAUCAUUUGUUAAAAAUAUCACUAAGUAUUUAUGGAACCUAUGUAUUUUAAUGUCUGUUUUAUUUUGCAUGUAUUGCAUGGUCUAUGUUAUGCACUUAUCGAUUAUAUAUUUCAAAAUGUGGAUCACUCUGACAAAUAAAUGAAAAACCAGAAUUGACCGUAAUCAAUUAAUUUCAUAAUUGGCAUACAAAAGUAAAUCAUUGUAAUAUGAGCAAAAAGUAUAUUGCAUGUACAAAAUUCAUGCACUGGUUAACUAUUGCUUCAAUCGAUCCAACAUUUCCUGCAUCGAAACAUAAUCGAUGGAAAAUUUCAUCGAAAGCUAGUUUUUAUUGAUAACAGAAUGCACUCUGUUGUUCCAAAGCUCAUAAAGUUUUAUUUUGAUAAACCGUAUCCAUUAUUCAUCCGUUGAACUGAAUACGUUUUUCUUUAUUAUAGAGAGUCUUGUGAGUACCAUCGAUAUCGUUCAAAAAGAGUCAAAUCAAUCUGUUUUGUUUAUAUUGUUGACUUUUGUAAACUGUUUAUAAUGACCAUUUGAAACAACACAGGGUGUUUGUAAACAUCUAAAGAGUUGUGUACUUAUAGUUGUUGUUUAAUGAAGAGUGAAACCAUGACAUAUUGUAUUCAUAUUGUAUUAUGCAUGAAACAUGUCGUUCUUAAGUCUUAAUUCUUAUUCUAAUUGGAAAGUCACAUCCUUUUGAAACAGACAAUGAUUAAAACCCGUAAACGAUAGGUGGUUUAAAAAAUCCUUUUCACAUCAACCAAUCAACCACCUCAUCGGAAAUAGCUGUGUAAAUUUAGUGCCCAUUCAGAAUCAUUAUACUGACAGUCUCUACAUUCAAUAUUUUGUUUUUAAGUAAAAUAUUUCAAAAUUCUUCUUAAUCUAAGAUAUCUUCAAAAGCAUGGUAUAUGUGGGUAAUUAAAAAAA